AUGACCUUGAACUUCAACGCCCCUGCUUUCACCUCCGCCAAGGUCUCGCAGGACGUUUCGGCGCCGAUCAUCGCCGCGUCGGCCUUUGCUGCCGGCGACGUCAUCUUUGCCGAAGAGGCGCUCGUGUCGUCCUCGUUCGGCCUCAUGGACGAAGAGGACCACGAAGACGACUGCGACGACGACAACUGCGGUGGCUGCCGUGAAGUCGACGAGGACGAGAAGGAAGAGCUCGACGAUGAGGACGUCGCGGCGGUCUCGCCUGCGGCCGCGGCGGCCUUUGACGAGCUCAACAUUUACUGCGAGUCGACGGACGUGCUCGGCAUGGUGGACGUGCGCAAGAACAUGCUCAAGCUCUUCCGCCUCUACGAGAACGACGCGAACGCGCUCCAGACGAUCUUUGGCUUCAAGGUCAGCGCUAAGGAAGCAGCCGAUUACCUCGAGGCGGCUGUCGGCCUUCGCGCCGCGGUCCCCACGGUCAUCCCCGCCGGCCUCACGGACGACCAGGUCGCGCACGUCAUUGGUGUCCUCAACAAGUACUGCAUCCCGCUUGACGACAUCCGCGGCUCGGGCCUCUUCAUGUACGUCGCCAAGCUCACGCACAGCUGCACGCCUAACUGCAACUUCACGGAUUCGGGCAAGAACAUCUGGGUCACGGCCAUCAAGCCCAUCGCUGCCGGCGAGACGCUGACCGUCGACCUGUACGAUCUCACGUACCAGCCGCAGGCCGAACGCACCAAGUCGCUCCUCGAAGACGAGGCCACGUGCAACUGUGGCAUCUGCGCCGGCACGCUUCCGGACAAGUGCCGCGCCUUCAAGUGCAAGGACGCUGCGUGCGCCGGCAUUGUGCACCCAAUCAAGAGCACGUUUGCUUGCACGGCGUGCGGCAAGACGUUUACCAACGAGCAAGUCGAGGAAGUUGAGACGCUCGAGGUUACGCUGCCCGAGGAGAUCGAUGCGACGUCCGUCGAGGAGCUCGAUGCUGCCAUCGCCGCGUCGCCCCUCCACAAGUACCACUACGUCUUCCACGCGGCGCUCACGGCCAUGGUCGAGGAAGCUGUCGAAGACGAGAACCUCACGGAGGCGGAUGCGAUCGCGAUUUACCGGCGCAUUCUCGACUGCCUCGAGUACGUCAUCGACGUCCCGCACGGCGAGAAGGUGUCUGUGUACAACUCGAUCGCGCAGAUGAACAUUUCGACGGGCGAUAUCCCUGCGGCCACGGAGGCGUACACGGCCGCCUACAACAUGGCCAAGACGUGCUACGGCGCUGACUACGAAGAGACGACAAUGUUCAAGCAGCUCAUGGAACACACGCCGACGACGCCGGAGGAGAUGAUGGCUGUGUACGGCUACGAGCUUGUUGACGAGACGGCGUAAUUCGUGCUCCGAAUCGCCUCAAUCUAAGUUUUAUUUUGGUUUGUCA
Saprolegnia parasitica CBS 223.65 is the source of this 1420-nucleotide messenger RNA. RefSeq lists its product as hypothetical. Gene Ontology annotation, molecular function: protein binding. The record is from RefSeq and is a predicted model, not a curated record. The transcript is spliced from 2 exons. NCBI's taxonomy places the organism in Eukaryota, Oomycota, Saprolegniomycetes, Saprolegniales, Saprolegniaceae. The coding region runs from base 1 to 1374 and encodes 457 amino acids.